UUUGUGUUUUUAGGAAUGCAGUUUUGAGUCAUCUACAUAGCAAUGAAAAAGAAAACAACGGAAGUGACGAGUUAGAAACUGUUCGUAACAGAGAAUCGAGAAUAUUCAACAGUAGAAGGAAGUCAAAAGAGUUGUCACAAUGAACAGAGGUAGUGUCUGGGCUCUCUGGUUUUGUGUCAGUAUAUUAUUUUUAUGGUUCUUUAUGAUUCCGCCAACAAUGGCUUCAGAAGACAAUUCUACCAAGUGCAAAGAAGGGUUGCUAUUACCAUUGUGGCUUCCUGCUGAGAAUCUAAGUACUGGGGACGUAAUAGCAAGGGGAAUUGUGUACUUUGUCAGUCUAGGUUACAUGUUUGUGGGCGUGGCGAUAAUAGCUGAUCGUUUUAUGGCGUCAAUCGAGGUUAUUACAUCCAAGGAAAAAGAAGUUGUCAUUAAAAAACCGAAUGGUGAGAAACAGACCAUUAGUGUUAGAAUAUGGAAUGAAACAGUUUCUAACCUGACUCUUAUGGCUUUGGGUUCUUCAGCACCAGAAAUUCUCCUCUCUAUCAUUGAAGUUUACGGUCAGAACUUUGAAGCAGGCGAACUUGGCCCAGGAACUAUAGUUGGUAGUGCAGCAUUUAAUAUGUUUGUAAUCAUUGCCAUCUGUGUUUAUUCUAUCCCUGACGGCGAGAGUAGAAAAAUCAAACACUUGAGAGUGUUCUUUGUCACCAUGACCUGGAGUGUUUUUGCAUACAUCUGGCUCUAUCUGAUCUUGACCUGGUCAUCCUACGGGGUGAUUGAAGUAUGGGAGGGUGUGACAACUUUUCUCUUCUUCCCCGCUACUGUCCUAACGGCCUACAUUGCUGACCGACGUCUUUUGAUUUACAAGUAUCUCUCCAAGAAAUAUCGGGUGAACAAGCGUGGAAUGAUCGUAGGAGCUGAAAGAGAGGAUCUCGAGAUGGGAAGUAUCAAGGCUAACAACUUGCCUGAUGGGGACAUCAAAAUGUUUGAAGAAGACGGGAAUGAAGAAGUGCGUGAAUUCGAAGAACACCGAAGAGAAUACAUCAACAUUCUUCGAGAACUUCGUCACAAGAAUCCUGACUGUCCAAUUGAAGAUUUGGAGUUGAUGGCUCGCGAAGAAAUCCUUAACCGUGGCCCCAAGAGCCGGGCCUAUUAUCGCAUUCAGGCUACUCGGAAAUUAACUGGAGGAGGAAACCUCAUGAAACGGAAGUUUGAAAGACAGGAAGCCAAGAAAGGGGAGGAGAUUGCAGAAAAAGAAGAAGUGAUUUCUAUUGGUUUCGACCCUUGUAAUUACACAGUAAUGGAGAAUGUGGGAGAAUUCGCUGUCACAGUCAUCAGAGAAGGAGAACUGAGUCAUGCAAUCUGUGUGGACUUUCAGACAGAAGAUGGAACUGCCAAUGCUGGUUCAGACUUCGAACACGUGGAGGGCACGCUGGUGUUUCGCCCAGGAGAAGCCCAAAAACAAAUAUAUAUCACGGUCAUCGAUGACGAAGUGUUUGAAGAGGACGAACACUUUUACGUGCGGUUAAUUAACCCAAGAUACAUGGGUUCGGAUGGUCCUGUUGGCUCAAUGAAUGGUUCUAUCGGUAGCACGGGGCUGCGUCCUCCCGUCACGCUGUCCGCAGCCGACCUCGCCACCGUGAUGAUUCUAGAUGAUGACCACAGUGGAAUAUUUGCAUUUCCCGAAAUGGAGCACGAGACCUCGGAAUCUGUCGGAACUUACGCGUUGAAAGUGUGUCGGUACAGCGGUGCCCGUGGUACAGUGAUUGUACCAUUCAGAACCGUAGAAGGGACUGGUAAGAAGAACAAGGACUUUGAAGAACUUCAAGGAGACAUUGUCUUUGAAAACAACGAAACUUCGAAGGAAAUCAUGAUCCAUAUCUAUGACAACGAGAGUUAUGAAAGAGAUAUUUUGUUCUACGUUGAGUUGGGAGACCCGAAAAUCUUAACUGUAGACCAUUCACAUGGUGUUUGCUUAACUAAUACAGUAGACAAGCUGUUUCAAAAAGCUAACGUUUCACUGACAAUUGGAACCUCUUCUUGGAAGGAACAAUUUGUAGAAGCCAUUACUGUCAGCGCAGGUGAUGGUGAAGAUGAAGAUGGAGGCAAUGGUGACGAAGAGAAAAUGCCGACUUGUUCUGAUUACAUUAUGCAUUUCUUUACACUCUUCUGGAAAAUUAUUUUUGCUUUUGUUCCUCCUACAGACUACGUGGAUGGCUGGCUUUGCUUUGUUUUUUCAAUUAUUGUUAUCGGUAUCCUCACCGCCUUCAUCGGUGACUUGGCUUCCCACUUCGGAUGUACUCUGGGUGUCAAGGACUCAGUGACUGCUAUUGUCUUUGUUGCUUUGGGUACGAGCGUUCCAGAUACUUUUGCUAGCAAAGUGGCAGCUGUCAAUGAUAAAUACGCCGAUUCUUCCAUUGGGAAUGUAACCGGUAGUAACGCCGUUAACGUGUUUCUUGGUAUCGGAAUCGCCUGGUCGCUAGCAGCAAUUUACCAUGCCAUCAAGGGUACAUCGUUUUCAGUUAAUCCUGGCAGUCUGGCAUUUUCUGUAACACUCUUUUGUGUUUGUGCCUUUACAGUCUCACUCAUUCUUAUGUUGCGACGCCACAGAACCGUCGGAGGUGAACUCGGAGGCACUAAGAAGUACAAAUUACCGACUACACUGUUCUUUAUUAGUCUAUGGCUCUUAUAUAUUUUGAUGUCGACCUUUGAGACGUAUGGAAUCAUUGUCGGGUUCUAACAGACACUUAUCGGUUACUCC
Limulus polyphemus (Atlantic horseshoe crab) is the source of this 2758-nucleotide messenger RNA. RefSeq names its product sodium/calcium exchanger 1-like. Bases 140 to 2737 code for a protein of 865 amino acids. The record is from RefSeq and is a predicted model, not a curated record. Gene Ontology annotation, cellular component: axon; sarcolemma; postsynapse. NCBI's taxonomy places the organism in Eukaryota, Metazoa, Arthropoda, Merostomata, Xiphosura, Limulidae. The transcript is spliced from 6 exons. Gene Ontology annotation, molecular function: calcium:sodium antiporter activity. Gene Ontology annotation, biological process: sodium ion transmembrane transport; cell communication; calcium ion import across plasma membrane.